Messenger RNA from Rotaria socialis, 945 nucleotides. NCBI's taxonomy places the organism in Eukaryota, Metazoa, Rotifera, Eurotatoria, Philodinida, Philodinidae. The record is from the annotation of a GenBank genome assembly.
AUGCCAAUUCACACUUAUCUUAUUAAUCGAUUUACUGAUAAAAUAUGUCGACUCAAUGGGAUCAAGGAGUCACAUCGAAUGCCACAUAAAGAAGAAUUAAAAAUGGCAUUUUCCGAUCAUGUUCUAUUGACUCAAGAUCAACUCCCACCUAAAGUUGAUCUUCGACCUUUUAUGUCAACUGUCGAAGACCAAUCAAGAAUUGGUAGUUGUACAGCAAAUGCACUUGCGGGAGCGUACGAAUAUUUAAUUAAGAAAAACCAUGGUACUAAUAUUGAUGUGAGCCGUUUAUUUAUUUAUUAUAAUGGACGUGUUAAAAAUACACAUUUACCUGUUGUAACUGACUCAGGUUGUUCAAUGACAAAUGCUAUUGAAGCAUUAGCAGAAUUUGGUACAUGUCUCGAAUUGACGUGGCCCUAUGCUAUAGCGAGUGUUAAUAGCAUUCCUAAUGUCCGCGCUUUUCACCAAGGACUUAAGCAUAAAAUACGUCAGGCACUUCAUGUUAAAAUUGAUUUAAAUGAAAUGAAAUCAUGUCUUGCACAAGGUUUCCCGUUUGCAUUCGGUUUACGGCUUUAUGUUUCAUUUGAUCAAGCAGCGAAAACUGGUAUUGUACCAAUGCCAAAUCAAGAAGAACAAAGUCGCGCUGAACAUGGCAGACAUGCAUUGUUAGCUGUUGGCUAUAGUGACCAAUCAAAAGCAUUUAUUGUUCGAAAUUCAUGGGGAGAAAAUUGGGGCGAUAAAGGUUAUUGUUACAUUCCGUAUGAUUAUAUAACCAAUCCAAAACUUUGUUUCGAUCCAUGGGUUAUUCGACAGUUUGGAAAUGAUGAUAUGGGCAAUGAUCAUUGGCAUUUUUUAGACACUUUUGAUUUUCUAUUCAAAGCAGAAUCCGAUACUAAUUAUGAUCACAUAGAAGUUAAAGAAAUGCACGAGCAAGAUGCACAUGCGUGA